CGAAAUGCUAAUGGAGGUCUUUGGUACUACAACAAUGUCAACAAUCUGACAGCAUAUCAGAAUCUCUCGUACGCUGAUGGAAUGUACUCGUAUCCGACUUUCGCGAUCCUGAGCGCAGGUAACCGAAGUCAAUAUUCCGACCUCUUUGGUCCUGCAGCCGUAUCCCAGCAACUCGUAAUCCUCGACGCCAUAUGCAACGAUGGAACAGGUCUGCUAGUACAUGGCUACGAUGCCUUGAAAGUUCACCACUGGGCGAACCCAGACACGGGGGCUAGUCCUUCUGUCUGGGGUCGCUCGUUGGCGUGGUACACACUUGGUGUAGUCGAAGCUUUUGACACACUGCAAUCAACGCCUCAGACCUCAGACACACUAGCGGACAAGAUCUCAUACACUAAUAUGAGGCUCCUCCUCAAAUCCCUUAUCAAAGCUCAAAUCAUCGCUCUCGAACGUGCCACAGCGAUUAAUGGCAAGUACGGCAUCUGGCAAGUCGUCGACCUCCCGGGCGCAUCCAUCAAUAACACCACGAACUUCAUCGAGACAAGUGCAAGUUUGAUGACUGCCUACUCUUUGCUCAAGUCCGUGCGUCUGAAACUCAUCUCAUCUGCGCACCUUCGCAAUAGAGCCAUCAAAGCAGGUCUAGGACUUUGGGAAACAAUCUUCCAGACUCAAGUCACGACAAACUCAAAUGGGACUCUGAGCCUUGGUGGCACUAGUUCUAUCGCUACUUUGAGUGUGCAGAAUGUGGAUGCGGAGUACUACUUCACAAGACCGACUAUCGAGAACAGUCUCAUCGGGACUAGUGCCUUCAUAUUGGCCAGUCUUGAAGUUGAGAAUUUGUGUAGCUGA
Molecule: messenger RNA, 846 nt
Organism: Aureobasidium melanogenum CBS 110374
Lineage: Eukaryota; Fungi; Ascomycota; Dothideomycetes; Dothideales; Saccotheciaceae
Product: Six-hairpin glycosidase
Exons: 2
Biological process (GO): carbohydrate metabolic process
Source: RefSeq, a predicted model, not a curated record